Molecule: messenger RNA, 1194 nt
Organism: Plasmodium cynomolgi strain B
Lineage: Eukaryota; Apicomplexa; Aconoidasida; Haemosporida; Plasmodiidae
Product: WD domain G-beta repeat domain containing protein
Exons: 4
Coding region: 1-1194 (397 amino acids)
Molecular function (GO): metal ion binding; protein binding
Source: RefSeq, a predicted model, not a curated record
AUGCAAAACAACUACAACAAUAGGAGGAAUUUUUAUCAGAAAAAAAAUCCGAACAAAGAUAGAGAUAAAGGAAUAACCUUUUGCCCUCACUACACUCUAAGGGGAUUGUGCCGUUUUUCGGACGACUGCAAAAAUUUGCACAAUUUAAAAUUAGUCGACACGUUUUUUUUGCAAAGAUCCUACAUCGAUUGCGCAAUAAUAGUACAUGGGCCGAACAACGAGAUAUACCUGUUCACGUCGAUCUCUCCGUACACAAUAAACGUAUGGAUCUUCGUCCCCGGAGAAGGAUCGAAGGAGUUGGAUAUAAAGCAUUUAAAAAAAAUAGAGUUUGAAUUAACCCCUGAGGAAGAAGAAUAUGGAGAUGACAAAUUAAAAGGCAAUAAAAAAAUGAAGAAAAGGAAAAAAAGGGUUCUAUCCUUACUAUACGCAGAAGAGUGCAUUUUCGCAGGGUUGGAUAAUGGACUCAUUAAAAUUAUGCACCUUCCUUCUUCCGAUUCUUCGACACUCUAUGCACACACGGACUCUAUAUACAGCAUUGUGUGUAUCGAUGGGAUUAUAAUAUCAUCUAGCAUAAAUGGGGAAGUUAAAUUUUGGAAGUACCAGGAAUCAUACUUAAGUUUUGUGACUAUAAAGAAAAUCGAAACAAAAACGAAAAUUUUCAAAAUGAUCGAAAUUAUUUCUUCCAAAUGUGCAUCAGGUAAUGUUAACAGCAGUUGUAAUUUGGACGAAAAUAAAUUCAACAGGACAUUGUGGGUAUGUGGUGAUAACAUAACUAUUAUCAAUCUCUUAAAUUUAGAAAUAGUGAACGUAGUGAAAUGCAAGUAUGGAAGUGUCGUUUCAGUCAUGCAGUAUGAAGCUAAUGUGAUCACUGCCAUGAGUGAUGGGAAGAUAUUAGCCUUCAGUCUUAAAGGAGAUAACCAUUUUGAGAUGAACACGUUGCCCAUUUUUUGCAUGGCUGGUUUGACUAAUCAUAAGAAUGUCCCAAUACUUAUUUACGGCUCUAGCAAAGCGUUAUAUACCUUUUCGCUGCCCGAGUUUAAUCCCUAUGGAUAUUUGAAGGACCGCGAAUCUAUGACUCUGAAAUUUAAUAUUAAUGACCCCGAUUUUAUUCUGCCUCUCUCGGGGCCCUACUUCAUUGUGCUCUUUUCCAACGCUGGCAACGCGAAAGUGUGGAAAUGGGAAUCAAAGGAUUAA